GCCGAGCGAGUGCAGAGGGCUGAGCGAGUCGCGACUCACGAGGGAGAGAGUGAAGGGAGGAGUAAAAAUAGUAGUUGUAGGGCUUGACAUGUCAGGAGAAAGUAUUUGAGUGGAGAGGAGGGAAGUGAACGAACCUGAGCCCCGGUCUUUACAUAGAGUCUGACCCACAUCUUGCAGACAGUGUGGUGUGUGUCCGUGGGGAAAAAAAAAAAAACUUUGAAGUAGUAGUAUUUAAAGCUCUACAGGUCUCUUGCUUCUGCAUUAUUUCAGUUGUGUCAUCCAGUGUCAGGAUGUUGGGUCACAUGCUGUCGUUCGGCCGCUCCCUGGUGCGGAGGAAAGUGGUGGACAUGGACAACCUGGAGGACUCCAAGCUGUGCCGCUGCCUGUCCACCGUCGACCUGAUCGCCCUGGGCGUGGGCAGCACGCUGGGCGCGGGCGUCUACGUGCUGGCUGGAGAGGUGGCCAAGGGCAACUCGGGGCCCAGCAUCGUGGUGUCCUUCCUCAUCGCCGCCCUGGCGUCCGUCAUGGCCGGCCUGUGCUACGCUGAGUUCGGGGCGCGCGUGCCCAAGACUGGGUCAGCGUACCUCUACAGCUACGUGACCGUUGGAGAACUCUGGGCGUUCAUCACCGGCUGGAAUCUCAUUCUCUCCUAUGUCAUAGGCACCUCUAGUGUGGCGCGAGCGUGGAGUGGCACGUUCGAUGAGCUCAUCGGAGGACACAUUGAGCAGUUCUGUAAGACCUACUUCAGGAUGAGCGCUCCAGGCCUGGCAGAAUACCCAGACUUCUUUGCAGUGUGCCUCAUCCUGCUCCUCUCAGGCCUCCUGUCGUUUGGCGUGAAGGAGUCUGCAUGGGUCAACAAAGUGUUUACAGUGGUCAACGUGCUGGUGCUGUUGUUCGUCAUCAUCUCUGGCUUCGUCAAGGGAGACUCAUACAACUGGAACAUCACAGAGGAGUCUCUCAUCAAUGUCACCAUUGUCAAAAGAAAUCUGUCUAUCAUGGAUAAUGUCACCAGUGACUAUGGUGUUGGUGGCUUUUUCCCGUAUGGAUUCAGUGGAACUCUUGCUGGUGCUGCCACCUGUUUCUAUGCCUUUGUUGGCUUUGACUGCAUCGCCACAACAGGUGAGGAGGUGAAGAACCCCCAGAAGGCCAUUCCCAUUGGGAUCGUGGUGUCCCUGCUCAUCUGCUUCCUGGCAUACUUCGGUGUGUCGGCCGCCCUCACCCUCAUGAUGCCCUACUACCUGCUGGACGAGAAGAGCCCCCUGCCCAUGGCCUUUGAGUAUGUGGGAUGGGGCCCUGCCAAGUUUGUGGUGGCCGUUGGAUCACUCUGUGCCUUGUCCACUAGCCUAUUGGGCUCCAUGUUCCCUCUGCCUCGCAUUCUGUUUGCCAUGGCACGCGAUGGCUUACUGUUCAAAUUUCUUUCGAAAGUGAGUAAGCGGCAGUCCCCUGUGGCCGCCACGAUGGCCGCUGGCAGCACCGCGGCGAUCAUGGCUUUCCUCUUUGACCUGAAAGCGCUGGUGGACAUGAUGUCCAUUGGGACCCUGCUCGCCUACUCUCUGGUGGCUGCCUGUGUCCUCAUUCUCAGAUACCAGCCUGACACUGCCUAUGGAAGGAGCCGGGUGAACGGGGACAGAGAAGGGGAGGUGGAGUCGGAGUUGACCGAGUCGGAGUCUCACCUCAACAUGCUCAACAAGGACCGAGCCCUGACACUGAACUCCAUCUUCAAGCCCUCGCUGCUCCCUACCGAGCAGACGUCCACUGUGGUCAAUUCGGCUGUUGGGGUGAUAGUGGUGGCUGUUUGUAUUAUCAGCACUCUGACCACACAUUACCAACAUGCCAUCGUUGCCAUGGCGCCCUGGGUUCUCGGUGUCCUGGCAGCGUCUUUCGGAGUCUUCAUCAUCUGUGUCUUCAUCAUCUGCAAACAGCCACAGACCUCCAGAAGGGUCUCGUUCAUGGUCCCCCUCCUGCCGUUCCUGCCCAUCUUGAGCGUGUUUGUGAAUAUUUACCUCAUGGUCCAGCUGAGCGGAGACACCUGGAUCCGCUUCUCCAUCUGGAUGGCAGUGGGUUUCCUCAUCUACUUCGGCUACGGCAUCUGGCACAGCACGGAGCACCAGCGGGAACAGCAGAGCUGCAGCAGCGUGCCGGAGAAGCCUCCGGGUCUGGGCCAGGAGGCAGGUACCGAGCAGCUCUUCCACCCCGAGAAGACCAGCCGCUGCUGAGGCAGGCAGACGUCGGGCGAGCCUACACGCUCCUUUGCGCUAAACAGACCCUUUGUUUUGUAAAGAAUCGCUGUUGACCCAUCCUCUUAACCACAAACAGACAUGCAAAAGCCUCCAGAGGCUACCGUUCAGGAGUACCUUCUCCAUAUUUAACGUGCCUUUUCUCCAUAGAACAUGGGGAACGGGACUGGUUUAGUUUGGUCCCACAAAGGAGCAAUUAAACAUGACCAAGAGAAUGAGAGAUAAGAUAGGCACAUGAUAGGUGUGGAUGCCAUGGUUAAGAGGAUCAUAAAACAAGUUAAACUCUCCCAGUGUACGUCUGUGGAUGGCACAGGGGUAUUUCUCCACCUGUCUGUGCCUUUACUUGGGUUCUUUUAAACUGGGUCCAUUUAGAAACUAGUUUUUAAGUCAUAGAACACAUGUGAUACGAACCAUUACUAACAACAAGUUGCCUUUCCGUCUAUGAGCAAGACAUUUUAAGAGCUUAAGUGGACCUGGUCACUGAGACCUUAAUGGUUUAGUUCACGGGAUCACGUGCUGAAGCUGUCAGUGUUUUCUAUAUUGCUCUUAAUAAUAGCCGCCAGUUAGAGGAUUAAAGCUGCUGUAUAUGUGAAGUUUCCUGCCAGCUGUGGGGGGCUUCUAGUCACGGUUGGAGUCCAUCCCUUUGGUCAGGGCGUGUGUAUAUAUGCAGAAGUAAUGGGCAAGCAGGGACACCUGUCUUUUCUGGAAGUUUCCUGAUUAGUCCUGUCAGAGUGUCAGCGAAAUCUUAGCAGCUAAUUGGAGUACGGAGACGAAGUGACAUUUUCUUCACAGCAUGGUUUUCAGAAUGCAAAGCCAACUGGCUGAUCUUGAUUCCAAAUUCCAAAUGUAUUUCUUACAGUUACACUUGAAGGUCCAAAUUGAAGAUUCAAUACAAUUUCAAAGUACAAUGAUUUAUUAAUUGUGAUGUGGAAUCACCACUGGAAUCACUACUGUGAUUUUUAUUUGAAGUUUGAAUGAAAUUGAGGGCCUUAAAGAAAUGCCGCCAGCCAAAAUCUCAUCUGCAGUACAUGGACGGUUAUGCAGUUCAAACAGUUGAUCCUCUAAUGCAAAUCCAUUGUACAGAUGUACCCGUUUUCUAGUUUUUGAUAAUUGUUUCAACAUAUCUGUCUGCACAUAAUAGGAUGCUGAUUUGGAUAGAUGUUCAGUAUAGAGACAGUACAGACACAGUUAAACCAGUCUGAUACACCUUUCAGUGUUGCCGUGUUAAUUCAGCUCAGUAUAGUAUUAUGUAACCGUAUGUUCUGUGCUGGCCAUACAGCACUGGAUCAACUGGUUGAAAUGUGAAAGUGUAAUGGUGAUUUCUGGCUUUCUUUCAAGUAUGUUUUCCAUCAGGUCCCUUAAUUCAUUAUACGCUUAACUUUUUAUAGCAAGACCAUUCAAAACUUUAUUUUAAUAUGUUGUCUUGUAGGGCUCUAGUCUUGGAAGAAUCUAUUGUUCCCUUGUAGCUGUAGGUACAUAUACAUACAUGUCAUUUCUUUUCACUUAGUAAUGUUACAAAUCUGUAACAGCUACGAGUAUUGCCAACACAAAUCUUUUCAUUCCAAACUGAUCUUGCAAACAGUCAUUGAAAGCCUAAGGCAGAAGCUGUCAUUAUGUGAUGAAAUAUUUCAUAGUCUUACAGCUGAUGUCACUGAAAGCACAUGCAAGCAGCAUGUUCUGGAUUAGAUGUGACAGUAGCACAUGCAUGUAGGGCAUGAAGCAUAUGGUUGGAUUAGAUGUGACAGUAGCACAUGCAUUGUUGUGAGGCAUAAAGCAUAUGGUUGAUUGGUGAAGUACGUGAAGGUCAGAUGUCCCCCCCUUGUGUCUGGACAACAAAAUGUAUUACACGUAACAGGUGACAAGUGAAAUCUGUCAGUCCAGCCGGUUCAUCCACAGUAAUGGGGAGCGGUUUAACACAAACCUGCUGGUCUGGGAUACAUAAAAGUGCUGUGAGUCUGGCCCCAAGGAGAAUAUUUGCAUUUUGCUGUUUCUGAGAGCACAAAGACAUAGGUGAUGGGCAGUAUUAGCUGUUUGAUUUCUUCUUCUUUCAAAGUAUUGGGUUAUAAAUGCAAAUUAGCAAAUAAGCAUAAACUGACCUGCAAGUUCAGUAUAUGUUUUUGUAUGUAGCCAGUACGUUUUUGAAAUGAAGAGUUCUUUUCCAAAACGCUAUAUCCACCAUUUUAAUGAAUUUUCAUAAAUCAUUUUUUUUUAUUAUUUUGUUUUUCAAUUAAUCUCAGUGAAACUGUAUUGGGUUAUGUUUAGUUGGUUUAUCUUUACUCAAUAAAAACAAAACAACUACAUUUUGAUUGAUAUCACCUGAAAUACACAAUUAAAUAACAUGAUUUCAAAAAAAUGUUUUCAAAAAUGGUAGCGUUUUGGAAAAUAGCUCUUCAAAUGUAUCCAUAAUGGCUUUGUCUUUUGUGUUGUCUUAUAGCAAAAUUAAUUAGUGCAAACACUGACCCAAUACAAAGACAAAUGAAUUGACAAUGAAAGCUACGUAUAUGGGAUAUACAUACACACAGUGUAUAUUAGAUGUAAAGGUGGUGUAGGUCAAUUUGUAAGUAUAUUAUUUUGAUGUGUGUCUACUCAAAGGGAACUUUUAUAUUUUUUUCAACACUGGAUGUAUUUUGUAUCAUGUUAGGGCUUAGGGGGUGUUGCUGUAAUGUGAUUGUUCAUACUGGUACAAUUUGUAAAGGCUGAAGAUGAGCCUUCAAUGGAAAUGAAUGCAUUGUAAUAUCAGAUGCAUUCGCUUAGGUGAGUGCCAAUUUUUGUUCCUGUUUUUAGUCUGUAUUUACAAGGGGUGUUUAUUAUCCAUUAUUUUCAUAUAUCAUCUAGAUCCUGGUGAUAAUCAAGUCAUACUUGAAACUAGAAACUAUUAGUGAUAGUUUGUUUUUAAUUGAAGAAAUACCUUAAAACAACACAAUAGGUCCUAACAUUAUAUUUUAUAUGUUUAUGAACUUUUUAGUGUUUUCUAAUUGAUUUGUACAAGAGUAACAAGAGUUGACCCAAAAGCUAAUGGUAGGCCUAUUAUGUAAGAUUGCUUCACAUGCUAUCUUUAUUGGCCUGCAUGAUUACAGACACUCCAUCACAGGAAAAGGCUGUAGACAGAAACAGUAGUAUGUAAUAAUCACAAUCACCCUGAUUAUGACACAUACAUAUACUCUUUUUUAUUGACAUCUAAUGUGGAUUCCUAUGAAUUAUUAUUCAUUAUAAUUAUCCUAUUAAGACCAGAGCUGUUUCAAAUGUUUCAGUCUUUCUUCUACGGCAACUGAGUCCAUUGGUGGAUGGGCCAACCCAGCAAUGCCUGUAGUGUAACUUGAACUGCUACUAAAGACACACACAUUCAAUAACAUUCCUUCCAUUUGUUCUGCAAGUCUGUCUUACACCAAACCAAUUGUAAUAAUCUAUUGUCUGUUUCUGUUCACUUUAACCCAACAUCUGAAAAAAAAAAACUUUUCAAAAAUGUUAUAUUUGAAUAAUGAGCCACACGUUUGUAUAAUGUAUAUUGUCACAAUAAAUACUUUUACUGUU
Molecule: messenger RNA, 5768 nt
Organism: Sardina pilchardus (European sardine)
Lineage: Eukaryota; Metazoa; Chordata; Actinopteri; Clupeiformes; Clupeidae
Gene: slc7a2
Product: solute carrier family 7 member 2
Exons: 12
Coding region: 291-2216 (641 amino acids)
Biological process (GO): L-arginine import across plasma membrane; L-ornithine transmembrane transport
Cellular component (GO): plasma membrane
Molecular function (GO): L-lysine transmembrane transporter activity; L-ornithine transmembrane transporter activity; L-arginine transmembrane transporter activity
Source: RefSeq, a predicted model, not a curated record